AUGACGCUAUAUUCUAAUUCAUAUUGUAGCCCCAAUAAAUCACUAUUUGUCCUUUAUCGAGGAAUGUCUUUAAUAGAGCAUAUCUUGAUCAACGGAGGAUAUCCAACUUUGGAACACCACAUAGUGCAUUCACUGUUGGAAGGUGAUAUAAUAUAUACGAAGUUAUGGCCAAGUCCAAAAGUUUCGGUGGCCAGAUUUCAUUUUGUCAUGAUCGACCCAAAUCCAGCCAUAGGCAACUCAACAGCAAUAGCAGUUCCACAGCCGCCAAGUGGUAACAUUCGGCUGUUGUUCGAUUGGGAGGUAGAAAUGGUUCGACUUUGCGAGAACUUUAGCCUGGUAUCAAAUGCCGCGGUGAGAAAGUUAUUACAGCUGAUCAUGCCAGCAACUCGCCACACAAACAUACUUACAUCACUGCGGAGCACACUCUCAGUACGGCAGCUACUUCGAGAGUUCGUCGUUCGCAUGAGCGGUGAUGCAGGCUAUCUAAACAUCGAGUACCCACGACAAACCCAGUAUGCAACGAUCAACGAGUAUAUUGAUGAAGUAGAAAGAUGCACUCGUCAGUGCCGAGAAGGUGUAAUCUUAGACGAGGAGCUCUACAAUGAGCCCAGAUUCCAGGAGGUUUUCAAGCAAGGUCUGGCCCCCGGCACCCGAGCGCGGUUAUCAAGUAUUGGUCUAUGGAAUAACAUAAGCAAAGCAAUUCCAGCCUUGAAGCGCUACGACAACGAGUACAUAUCCGUGCUACAAGGCGUGAUAAACCAGCCCGAAGAAUACACGGUAGGCUCACUAGACUCGUUAUACCAGAAGGUCGAGGCCAAGCAGUCCCGAAGCCCGCACACUCAACCGAAGGCAUGGCCGUGCACCACAACCUCGCAUGAAAACGAGCCAAGCCCGCGAGCAACUACCCCGCCAGCCAAGACUAGUAGUACAACUAAGCCCAAAUACUGCACCUUUCAUAAAUCAGCGACUCAUAGCACGACCGAAUGCCGCACUCGACUCAAGGCCGAACAGCCGCCUAAGGAGCGCAAGCGCAAGUCCUUAGAACAGCCAUCUCGUGGAGUAGACACCAAAGUACGUCCAAAACGCCCCUUUCUACUCGGGGACAACAAUGUCUGUCUAAGCCAUUGCGACCCUUCUUGCCAACCCGAAGAAAUGAAUCCGGGCCAACCGCUUCAUACAAUCCAGGAAGAAAGCAACUCUCACAAUGGACUAAUCAAUGCCUCCCAGGCCUACUCAGCCACUUUAAACCGAAAUACAGUCGAUUUGGACGUUUCAGAAAGACAGAAGCAUGUUUACAGCAAAUCCCCACACGCUACGGUUAGAUCUACUCCAUUUGAACUAGUCAACAAGUAUCACCUGCUUGAUCUCCCCAAAUAA
Molecule: messenger RNA, 1377 nt
Organism: Nematocida homosporus
Lineage: Eukaryota; Fungi; Microsporidia
Exons: 1
Coding region: 1-1377 (458 amino acids)
Source: RefSeq, a predicted model, not a curated record